GGGUGUGUCUUAUACAUUUAGUGCCUCAAGGAAGUACAAGUCAAAUUAUCUUUUUACAGUAGUGUGAGCACAAGACAGAGUUUGUAGAUGAGUUUUCUUUGAUUUCAGCUGUCUGAGGAGAUUAUUUCAUCACUCGCGCGCUGGAUUUCAACCACCUGAUCUAAGCGCAGAGGGAGGACAGAGCGUUUGAGCAGAAGAGGAAGAGUGAACGAGAGAAAAGCCAGACAUGGAGGCGUUCAGCUCCAAGGACAUGGCGCUCAAGGCCCAGAAAAAGAUCCUGAGCCAAAUGGCCAACAAGUCUGUGGUGCAGAUGUUCAUCGAUGAUACCAGCAGCGAGAUUCUAGAUGAGCUUUACCGUGUGUCAAAGGAGUACACUGGGAACCGCUCAGAGGCCCAGAAAGUGGUGAAAGACCUCAUUAAAGUGGUGGUGAAGAUAGCUGUCCUUUUCAGGCACAAUCGAUUCAAUGAUGAGGAGCUAAAGCUGGCCCAGAAUUUCCAAAAGAAAUUGCACCAGGGAGCCAUGACAGCCAUCAGCUUCCACGAGGUAGAUUUCACCUUUGACAAAGCAGUAAUGUCAGAGAUCCUGAAAGAAAGUAGGGACAUGCUUCUGAAGCUUGUAAACACUCAUCUCACACCAAAAUCUCACAGACGCAUCAACCACGUCUUCAACCAUUACGCUGACCCCGAGCUCCUCACCCAGCUUUACAACACAUCCGGGCCUCUCAAACACCACCUCACCAAAAUCUGCAACGGGCUUAACAAACUGCUGGAGGACGGGACGUUAUGAGGACGGUGAAGCACUGAAAGACUCUUACAGGACUAGCAAGGAAGACCACCUUUUAUCUCAGACUGCAUACAAUGCAACCAAAGAGGCAGAAAGUGACUGACUGAAAGGGUCACACCUCAGUUCAACCCCUGAAAUAGUGUUGAUGUGCAAUUAAUAAAUAUUAGAUCAGUCAGUGGCCUGAUACCGUCAGCACAGCUACUGUUACUGCCUGAGCGAGCGCAGAUCAAAUGUAAAAAUAUCAUCUGAACAAUUUCAGAUAGAAAGGAUAGAGGAUAGAGGUUUUCAAGACUACUUAAUUUUUUAUUAAUGAUGUCUAAACCACUGGGGUUCAACUACUCAACUAAAUUAGAGCACAUUGUAUUGUUCAAAACUGUUAACAUUUUUGAGUUGAUGGUUUACCUCCUAGGACAACAAAAUAACAAGAACUGGGACGCACAAACACAUUUAGAAAGACAUU
This is a messenger RNA of Sinocyclocheilus rhinocerous, 1244 nucleotides long. Its product is annotated as tumor necrosis factor, alpha-induced protein 8-like protein 2 B. The transcript is spliced from 3 exons. Gene Ontology annotation, biological process: regulation of apoptotic process. Bases 227 to 787 code for a protein of 186 amino acids. The record is from RefSeq and is a predicted model, not a curated record. NCBI's taxonomy places the organism in Eukaryota, Metazoa, Chordata, Actinopteri, Cypriniformes, Cyprinidae. Gene Ontology annotation, cellular component: cytoplasm.